Messenger RNA from Hibiscus syriacus, 766 nucleotides. Its product is annotated as mannan endo-1,4-beta-mannosidase 1-like. Gene Ontology annotation, molecular function: hydrolase activity, hydrolyzing O-glycosyl compounds. NCBI's taxonomy places the organism in Eukaryota, Viridiplantae, Streptophyta, Magnoliopsida, Malvales, Malvaceae. The transcript has 3 exons. The record is from RefSeq and is a predicted model, not a curated record. Bases 263 to 751 code for a protein of 162 amino acids.
GUCCUUCCUCUCCUGUCACCUCUUCCCCGGCUCAUCGCCGCCGGCGUGGUCUCCGUCAAGCCUCCACUCCUUCCUCUUCCGCCGUAACCCCACCUCCAAAUCCUUCUCGUUUUGCCAAUUCGGCAACUACCCCAACUCCAUCCCGGUCCAUUAAAGUGGAGUUGGGAGUUGUAACUACCCCAACGCCAUAGCAAGAACUUGGGCUUUCAGUGAUGGUGGAGACAGACCACUUCAGUACUCACCUGGCUCCUACAACGAGCUGAUGUUCCAGGGAUUGGAUUUUGUAGUAUCUGAAGCUAAGAGGUAUGGGAUCAAGCUAGUUUUAAGCUUUGCGAAUAACUAUGAUCAAUUUGGAGGGAAGAAACAGUAUGUGAACUGGGCAAGAAAUCAAGGGCAAUCCAUCGGUCCUGCUGAUGAUUUCUUUACGAACUCUGUUGUUAAGGAAUACUACAAGAACCAUAUCAAUACUGUUCUUAUAAGACGAAACACCCUGACUGGAGUGGCUUACAAAGAUGAACCAACUAUAAUGGCGUGGGAGCUUAUGAAUGAGCCCAGGUGCCUCUCGGAUCCAUCAGGAAACACCAUGCAGGUCAGCUGUAUAUCAUCAUCAAGCUGUUUUGCUUCACUGUUACUCUGUUUUGGUUUCAAUUUUCAGAAAAUUUAUUUGUUUUCUAGUUUUUUUUCUCUGUUGAAUUUAAUGCCAAUGGUUCCAGUCGGUGCUUUUUGCGGACUCAUGCAUGAUCCAUUAUAGCUCAUUAACUCUGGU